UAAGUCUAAUUUAUAACCAAAAAUAACCCCUCCUUUCAUUCAAUAGAAGAUAUGAUAGAAAACGCAGAAGUAAUCAUGGACGUUGGGCAAGCUCCUGUUACUUCUACCUUCAUCGUUUCCCAGCUUCCACGGCAGUAUAAUGAAGCAGAUUUACAAAACAUACCUCAAGAAAUUGAUGAAGAACAAAAUAUCGUAGUACAAGUAAUAAAAUUAAUGAAGACAAUUUAUUAUAAAUAUGAAACUAUUUCUUUUUUUAUUUUUAGCUUAACGAAUUGGAAAGUCAUGAUGAAGGAGAAAAUAUGGGCUUUGCAGAAAUCAUGCCAAUAAUUUCUGAACUUUCAGACCAAGGUAUUAACGUACAUUCAGAGAAAUUUACCGGCUUAGAAAUCGACAUUGAAACAACUCAAAUGCAGUGCAGUGAAGAUAUUCAAACUACUUUCCAAAGUGGGGAAUCCGAAAACCAAAAGGAAAUUUUGGAGCUAGAAGAACAGAUCGAAGUGAUCGAAAUAAAUACUAAGAGUUAUUUAGAACCAAAUCAACUAAAUGAGACAAGAAGAGAAAAGAAAAAACUUGUAAGAAAGAAAGUGCGCAAACCUCAAACAUGGAAAAAUAAUAUUCGAAAAGAACUCUGCCAAAAAGGUAAGGAAUAUAUUAACACAAGGGGAAAACAAGUUAGCGCAAAAACUAUCGUGAAUAAAAAAGAUUGUAAUAAUAAAUGCAAAUUUCAAUGCGGCAAACAAAUUGGAGAGAAUGCCAGACAGAAGUUGUUUGAUUACUAUUAUGAAUUAAAUCAAAAUGAAAAAUAUGUAUUUCUUAAGCAAGUAACUGAAAGGUAUGUUAAAGGACGGAAAACUACAGAAGGUCCUUCUCGUCGUGCUUAUUCGUUCAAAUAUUUUUUUAAAGUUCAAGAGGAGAGAAUACAAGUAUGCAAAUCAUUUUUUUUAGGAACACUAAGUAUUUCUCAAAAACCCAUAUACACUGUACAUUCAGUUGAUCGCGACACUCCAAAAAAAGAUAUGAGAGGAAAGACUGGCACUAGAAAAUUAAGUAGUGAGAAUAAGCAAGUUGUUAUUGACCAUAUAAAUAAGUUUAAUGUAGUAGAAUCUCAUUACUGUAGACAAAAAAGUCAGAAAAAAUAUUUGGAAGCCACAUUAACUAUCCCAAAAAUGUAUGAUUUAUAUCUUACAUUUUGUGCAGAAAAUGGCAUAGAAAAUCCAGUUAAACUGUCAAUGUACAGACACAUUUUUUCAACUAACUUUAACUAUAGCUUCCAUAAGCCUAAAAAAGAUGUUUGUGAAACCUGCUCCACCUACUAUUUUAAAAAAAAGGAAAAUAGGCUAAAUGACAUAGAAGGAGAAGCUAUGGAAAGACAUAUUGCAGAAAAACAAGCUAUGAGAAGAGAGAAAGACAAUGAUAAAAAAAGUAAUGUUCCUAUUUUAUGUUUCGAUCUAGAAAAUGUGAUAACCUGUCCAAGAUCUUUUGUUGGAAACCACUUUUAUUUGCAAAAGUUGACUAUGUAUAAUUUAACUGGUCAUUUGUCCACAACAAACAAAGCGUAUUGUGCCCUAUGGAUUGAAACCAUUCAGGGCCGAAGUGGUAAUUGCCUGGCUAGUGCCUUUAAGAAAAUCAUUGAGAAGGUUCUAGAGGACAACCAUUUAACCGAACUUAUUACUUGGAGCGACAGCUGCGUCCCACAGAAUCGCAAUUCCCACAUAUCUUUCUGCGUUUUAGAUUUACUUAGAAAUCAACCAGACCUUCAACAUUUAACUAUGAAAUACUCCAUACCCGGGCAUGGUGCUGUACAAGAGGUCGAUAAUAUUCAUAGCCAAAUUAAGAAGCGCAUGUCACAGUUACAAUUCUUUUCACCUUUGGGUUUCAUUAAGGAACUUAAACAAGUGAAUAAAAAAAACCCGUUUGUUACCAUUUUGAUGAAAGAAUCGGAUUUUAUGAACUAUGGGGAGUGUUCUAAGCAAAUGAAGUAUGAUAACAUACCAUUCAGCAAAGUUUCUACCAUACACUUUUCCAAAUCCGAUUUAACCGAAGUAUCAUUUAAAAGAAGUCACGCAGAUAAUGAAUUUGUAAAAAUUUCGAUAAGUCCUGCUGUUCCUGGCCUUCCUCGUCGUCGGAGCAAAAAAACCGCAGCAGUUAAAGCCCCACCUGAAAUUGCAAAGCUCAUACCAAAGAUUCUAUCAAACAAGAAAGAAAUUUCUCAAGAAAAAAUGGAUGCUAUAAAAAAAUGCUGUCCUCAAUGCCGCAGGUUGAUCAAGAUUUUUAUAAAGACAUAUUAG
Molecule: messenger RNA, 2288 nt
Organism: Photinus pyralis (common eastern firefly)
Lineage: Eukaryota; Metazoa; Arthropoda; Insecta; Coleoptera; Lampyridae
Exons: 2
Coding region: 300-2288 (662 amino acids)
Source: RefSeq, a predicted model, not a curated record